Messenger RNA from Protopolystoma xenopodis, 906 nucleotides. The record is from the annotation of a GenBank genome assembly. Lineage: Eukaryota; Metazoa; Platyhelminthes; Monogenea; Polystomatidea; Polystomatidae.
AUGGCAAGUAAACAGUCAGUUUCCACCCAGCCCUCUGCAUCCGACUUGCAGGUUUCACGUGUGAAUACCGAGUUGUCAUGGCAACCGAUGCUCGAUGUGCCCAUGACCACAACUGUCCAACUCUCGCGGGCCGAUGUCAUCAAGCCUUUGCCUUUUUCUGCAGAGCAUUUGGUUCCAGGAGCAUCGGGAAAUCGGAUGAUGCCACCCACCUUCAUCAAGCUGGUCUGUGAAACCUUCACAAUUCGCGGUGUUGGCCGACUCAACAAGGGGCCCCGUUUCUUGCGUAGCCUGUGGCUCUGUUUUGUACUCAUCAUGACGGUUGGUCUCUGCUUGACCAUCUCUUUGUUGGUGAAAGAUUACCUGCUUUACGAUGUCACCGUAAACCUGCACGUUAAAUUGGACGCCACCUCCGAAUUUCCCGCCAUCACAGUUUGUCAUCAUCAGCCAUUUUCUCACCGAGCCUACCGCGACUGGCGCAACGGAGUGGGCAUCUCACCUCGCGUCUUCACUCAGAAGAUACGUGAACGAGCUCAUCAACAUCUGCUGAAGAAUGAGGUCGGAUUUGCCGAACAGAUCCAGGCCAAUUUGGGCAUCAAUUUCUACUAUCAACACUUGGACUAUCAAGAGGCUCUCAACUACGGCCACGAUACCAGCAUAUUUUUAAGUUGCAUGCGAAGAACUGGAAAGUACAAACAGAUUGAAGGCAAUUGCACACUACUUGACGGUUUUCAUAUACGUCGCUUCAACCAUCACACCUACUUCAACUGUUACACCUUCGACCCGUCAAGCAAACAGGAUGGAGAAGAUACAGACGUGCUCUCCUUGGUCGUGGGGAUGGGUCCGAGGCCGGAUGAUGAACAGGCUUUUAUAACAGACAUCUUCGAGAUGGCUCGAGGACUAAGGUAG